AAUUUCAGAAUCUUGAUUACAGAAAACGGAUUGAUACGAAAUGUAUCUGACUCGGAGAAUGCAAAGUGGAGGCUUUGCUGUGUAUAGGCAGGGCCUUGCUGAGGUCUUACAAAUAUACAACAAUGUUGAGAGGAAGACGUCUAUGAAUCCAUAUCCGGGGAUUAUUCGGUUCGGAAGAGAGUAUCAUAACCAAAUGUGUCCACAAGGUCUCAAGUUAUCAAACACGGUUAAUGCUGGGAGAUACUUUAGUAAUGUUUCCAAAGACUCCUCCAAGAUGCAACCUUCUCCUUCGAACCAAUGGCUUAAUUUUCCUUCUUGGGGAAGAUGGGUUAUAGGUUCAGCGAUGUCCUUAGUGUUAUCUUUCUGGAACAACAAAAGGAUACAGAAACUAAAACGUAUCGAAGGAGAGGCAGAGUUGGUUGUAGAAGGGGUAGAGGCUGUAGCAGAAAUGGUUGAGAAAGUGGCGACCGCGACUGACCAAAUGGCCGAAGAAAUGGCAGAGAAACUACCGGAGAAGAGUAAAAUGAAACAAGUGGCUUUGGUUCUUGAACAUAUUUCAGAAGUUGCUGCUCAUGAAGCACAUCUAACCCAAGAUUUUCUUCACAAGGUGGAAAAGGUGACGCAAGACUUGGAUGACUUGGAGCAAAUGAUAGAGCCUUUGAUAAACAAAAAAGUGGCAAAUGAUGAAACAAAGCAACAACCUAAAGACGUACAAGAAGAAGCAAACUCUGAGUUGCCUUCACGCCACUAACACAUGCAAAAAAUGAAAUUGUGUCCAUUAAUUUUUUUUUUUUAUUCUUUCAACAUAUAUGUAUAUGUUAUGAUAAAAUUGUUAUCAUUCUAAAAAAAAAAAAAAAAAAAAAUCCUUAUUACAUUGUUGUAUUGUAUCUCUCUUCUUAGAAGAAUCAGAAUUGGUUCGAAGCAUAAGCAAUAUAUAUAAGACAAGAAUUCGGGCCUAAAA
Molecule: messenger RNA, 961 nt
Organism: Capsella rubella
Lineage: Eukaryota; Viridiplantae; Streptophyta; Magnoliopsida; Brassicales; Brassicaceae
Exons: 4
Coding region: 41-751 (236 amino acids)
Source: RefSeq, a predicted model, not a curated record